UCACUUUCUCUCCAUUUCCUAACCCUUCCUUUUGCGCCACUUCUUUAACCUUCUACCAUCCAAUCAAAAAUCAAAACCAUUCGUAACCAUGUCUCCCUCUGCACUCACUUCUGAUGGCGUCGGUAUCGCCCACCUUCCCAACCAGCGCCACAAGAUUGUAUCCAAGCGCGGUGCCAACUUUACUGUCAUGGUUUGCGGUGAAUCUGGUGUAGGAAAAUCCACCUUUGUCAACACUCUUUUCACUACUGCUAUCAAAGAACCCAAGAAGCUCAAGGCUCGUCACUCCAAGCAGAUUGAAAAAACUGUCGAAAUAGAGAUUACCAAAGCUGAAUUGGAAGAGAAGAACUUCAAGGUCAAGCUGACUGUCAUCGAUACCCCAGGCUUUGGUGACUAUGUCAACAACCGUGAGAGUUGGUUGCCUAUUAUUGAGUUCAUCGACGAUCAGCACGAGGCAUACAUGGCUCAGGAACAACAACCUACCCGUGCUGGUAUUAUCGAUCUUCGUGUUCAUGCCUGUCUUUACUUUAUCCGCCCCACUGGUCACACAUUGAAACCAUUGGAUAUUGAGAUCAUGAAGCACCUUGGUUCCCGUGUAAACUUGAUCCCUGUAAUUGCCAAGGCUGAUACCCUUACACCCAAGGAUCUUGCCAAAUUCAAGAGAAACAUUCUCGAUGUUAUCUCGGCUCAGGACAUCCGUGUUUACUCUUGCCCAAUUGAAAGUGACGAUGAGACUGUAACAACUAUGAACAAGAGCAUCAUGCAGUCAAUGCCAUUCUCUAUCAUUGGCUCUACUGACGACGUUGUUACUGCAGAUGGUCGCACUGUCAAGGGUCGUCAGUACUCUUGGGGUGUUGCAGAAGUAGAGAAUGAAGAGCACUGCGACUUUAAGAAACUCAGAAACCUUCUUGUCAGAUCGCACAUGCAUGACCUUAUAUCCACCUCUGAAGAGAUCCAUUAUGAAAACUAUAGACAGACCCAGAUGGAAACUCGCAAGUUUGGUGAAGCAAAGUCCAAGAAGUAUGAGAACCCCAAGUUCAAGGAACAAGAGGAACAGCUUCGUCAGGCAUUUACCGAACAGGUCAAGAAGGAGGAGAACAGAUUCCGUCAGUGGGAAGCGCAGUUGGUCGCUGAGCGUGAUCGUCUCAACAAGGAUCUCGAGGCACAGCAUGCCCAGAUCAAGACCAUGGAGUCUGAAUUGGAGAAUGUGUACCAGAUGCGUGGUACUAUCCGUCGUUAGAUUACUCUACUCUUAUAGAUGUGGUUUUCUUUUCUUUUCUUUUUUACUUUUAUUUUAUAUAUUUUUGAAAAGCAAAACGAAAAUGAUACCAGCCACUAUUCACUUACCAACUUACCUACAAUUAUCACUGCCAUUACCAUCACAAUUACAAUUACAAUUACUAUCACCACUUCUACUACCACUCCAACCAUAACUACCACUACCCUACCGUUACCGCUAACCACCAAUAACGACUAUCCCAUUUUUCUCUUUGGCUUAUUUACUCUUCUUAUUUAUCUAUCCAUCAACUUAUAAUAUAUAUACACUUAUAUUAUAUCUUUAUAAUCAUAUACAAACAUAUAAACAUUGAUUUUUGUUUCCUUCCUAUGAAUCUUUAUUCUAAAC
Phycomyces blakesleeanus NRRL 1555(-) is the source of this 1621-nucleotide messenger RNA. RefSeq lists its product as hypothetical. Gene Ontology annotation, molecular function: GTP binding; molecular adaptor activity; GTPase activity. NCBI's taxonomy places the organism in Eukaryota, Fungi, Mucoromycota, Mucoromycetes, Mucorales, Phycomycetaceae. The transcript is spliced from 7 exons. Gene Ontology annotation, cellular component: septin complex; cell division site; septin ring. Gene Ontology annotation, biological process: cytoskeleton-dependent cytokinesis. Bases 89 to 1237 code for a protein of 382 amino acids. The record is from RefSeq and is a predicted model, not a curated record.